Messenger RNA from Alternaria novae-zelandiae, 702 nucleotides. RefSeq lists its product as uncharacterized. The record is from RefSeq and is a predicted model, not a curated record. The coding region runs from base 1 to 702 and encodes 233 amino acids. Gene Ontology annotation, molecular function: acyltransferase activity, transferring groups other than amino-acyl groups. The transcript is spliced from 2 exons. Lineage: Eukaryota; Fungi; Ascomycota; Dothideomycetes; Pleosporales; Pleosporaceae.
AUGGGCUUCGUAGUCCUCCCCGCUCUGGUGCCAGACAUUAGCGCGGUGUACGAUGUGCACUUUGCAGCCUUCAAGGACAGCCCGAUCACGCGCGCGCUGUUUCCUUCGGCUACCGAGAGAGAUUUAACAGACUCAACAUCCGAGUUUCGACAGGCUCACACCGGCCAUGUCUCGGAGUACUGGAAGACAAGUGCAACGCAAUACACCCUGAAGUGUGUCGACACCGAAACUAACAAGAUCGUUGGUAUGGCGCUUUUCGACGUGUACAUCGCGCCUAGUGAUUGGAAGAGAGGCGAAAUUGGAUGGCUGAAGGGCAAGGAACGUGAACGGGCCGAGGCACUUGUGAAGCCUCUUUGGGACGCGAGAGAGAAGCUGUGGCUCAAUGAGAGAUACGUUUACUGCCACGUGAUGGCCGUGCACCCGGACUACCAACGGCGGGGCAUUGGCGAGUUGCUGUUCAAGUAUGAGAUGGACAUUUGCCGGCAGACUGGAUUGCCCAUGUACAUAGAGAGCUCCAAGGAGGGCAUCAAGCUUUACGAGAAGAUGGGAAGCAGAAGAUUGAAAGAGAAGCUGGUGCACAAGUCGGAAGACAUUACUCCGGAGAAGACUAACGGCGCGAGGGAGGACCAAGAGCUUCCAUUGUUCGUCUGGCUGCCGGAAGGCGCAGAAAAGAGACUACCAAAGUCUGUGGAGCUGGCGUGA